Messenger RNA from Hypoxylon fragiforme, 1182 nucleotides. RefSeq lists its product as uncharacterized. NCBI's taxonomy places the organism in Eukaryota, Fungi, Ascomycota, Sordariomycetes, Xylariales, Hypoxylaceae. The record is from RefSeq and is a predicted model, not a curated record. The transcript has a single exon. Bases 408 to 1067 code for a protein of 219 amino acids.
GUCAUUAUCACUUCUAUUUAACUAACAGUCUUCAAGUUCAUGAUCUCUAGGACCGUCCUAGUGGACAAGCUUGGAUCUAUUGAUAUUUCCUAUGACUAAUGAAUCAGCCUCAACUUCUUUACCAGCCCCCUUGUACACCGGAUAAGAAGUAUCCGAGCGCAGGGGUAUGACAACAUCAUGCAAUUACUACUAGUAGUAACUACACAAUAACUAACUAUAAACCAAAAGCUCCAGAUGUCCGUAUCUACCUCCUAAUAACCUCGACCUGGUCUUUGCUUUUGUACAUAGCUAUCAUACUACAGAUCCAUCAGUUAACAAGAUCUUAAUCAAACUUUUUGCUUUUCCUAUUCCAACCUGAACAAAUCGUGUUUCCCUACUGAGCUACAAAACCGGAUAAUAUUCAUAAAAUGGCAGAGCCAACCCAGACCGACGAUGUAAAACCUCCCACCUCAAUCAGCCUCCGCCCGCCCUCCAAGUACGUCGCCGACCCCUCCCAACCCCCCACCACCACCACCGGCGAAGUCUUCAUCUCCCCACCCCUGGAAUGGCUCUGGCGCACCUGGGCCGUCACCCACUCCACCCUCUCGAUGUGGCGCUCCGCGCGCAACGUCCGCAUAACCUACAAGCCGUACAAGCCAGACGUCAAGCCCGUCGCCAACGACAACCUAGUCGAGUACGAGAAGAAGAGCGGCAAGGGCGGCGUCAAGCGCGUCGAGGGCAUCGAGAGGCCCGAUGCCAAGAUCCCUGCCGCCUGGAUGUGGCGCGGGAAGGGCUUGCUGGUUAUUGCGAGCAGUCACUGGGAGGUCUUGGGGUGGGGCGAGCGGCCGCUGGUGGGGAAUGCGGGUGAGGGUGUCGAGCGCUGGGCUGUGACCUGGUUCGCACCUACGCUGUUUACGCAGGAGGGCGUGGAUAUUUACUCUGAUCGCAAAGAAGGGCUGAGCAAAGAGACUGCGGAUGAAAUUAUAACGGCACUAAAGAGUCUGAAGGAUGCGCCGAAGGUUGUGGAGCUGGUUGAGAAGCUGAUGCAGGAUGUAGAUAUUAGUUUGCCUUGGAAAGAGGGGGCAUAGUGGUGGUCGAUCGGUCGGUCACGUAAAUAGCAGCAAGCAAGCAAGCAUGCCGUGGAGAGAAUGAUACCCAUAGAGAUAUACAGAAGUCAACAGAGGACAAGAAGUAGUAGUAGUA